Messenger RNA from Pseudoliparis swirei, 1127 nucleotides. It is a transcript of the gene pdf, whose product is annotated as peptide deformylase, mitochondrial. The transcript has 3 exons. NCBI's taxonomy places the organism in Eukaryota, Metazoa, Chordata, Actinopteri, Perciformes, Liparidae. The record is from RefSeq and is a predicted model, not a curated record. Gene Ontology annotation, cellular component: mitochondrion. Gene Ontology annotation, biological process: peptidyl-methionine modification; N-terminal protein amino acid modification. Bases 154 to 885 code for a protein of 243 amino acids. Gene Ontology annotation, molecular function: peptide deformylase activity.
GCCCCGGCCGUCUCUUUACCGGCUCUCACCUUCAACUGAGAGUCUGUGGCGGUUUCUCCUUUAGCCGGACGCGUGCACGUUCGUGUGAGCACGGUGCGACCCCCCCUUCCCUCUCCUCACGUGUGACAUCAUCAUCUCGGCUGCAGCUCCAUCAUGAACACGAGACGCUGUGUGUUUCUGCUCCGGCUCUCCAGAACCGGGCUCUUGGCCCCUCGGCACGGCGCCGGGGCCUCCGCCUCCCCCCCGCUCCUCCCCCACAGCCACUCGUACUCCAGCGGCAUCAAGAUGCGAUCCUACCUUCAGUACUUAAAACGCAAGGUGGUGCCCCCCCCCAGUCCCCCGUACGGCCACGUGUGCCAGGUGGGGGACCCGGUGCUGCGUCUGCACGCGGCCGCCGUGGACCCCGAGGCCAUCGCCGGCCCCGAGGUGCAGCGGGUCAUCGCCGCCGUGGUCAAAGCGAUGAGGCGGUUCGAGUGCGUGGGACUCAGCGCGCCUCAGAUCGGGGUGCCGCUCCGCAUCCUGGCCCUGGAGUACCCCGAGGAGAUGCUGCAGGAGACGGCGCCCGCGUCCAGGGAGGUGCUCGGCCUGUCCGCCCAGCCGCUGAGGGUCUUCGUCAACCCCCGGCUGAGGGUCCUGGAUCAACGCACGGCGCUCUUCCAGGAGGCCUGCGAGAGCAUCUCGGGCUUCUCCGCCGCAGUGCCGCGCUACCUGUCGGUGGAGGUGUCCGGUCUGAACGAGAAGGGGGAGGCCGUCACGUGGCGGGCCAGCGGCUGGCCGGCUCGGAUCCUCCAACACGAGAUGGACCACCUGGACGGGGUCCUCUACGUGGACCGCAUGGACAGCAAGACCUUCCUCAACAUCCGCUGGCCGGAGCACAAUGAGUAGAGGGACCCUGAGACCCUGAGGUCAUGGACCCUGAGGUCAGAGACCCUGAGGUCAGAGACCCUGAGGUCAGGGACCCUGAGGUCAGAGACCCUGAGGUCAGGGACCCUGAGGUCAGAGACAAUGAGGUCAGACACACGGCCAGCUUCUCCCACGCCGGCUUCUCUGUUUCAUAUCUUUGUAUCAUCGCUGCAUUAUAAGGGAAAGUAAAUAAACCGGAGGAUGACACGUUGUGGAAGUCGUGA